GCCGGGACAGGGACAGGGCCCCGGACGCGAGCCCCUGGCGCCCCCACCCGCACGUCUCCCGCCGCCCUCGCCCCCCGCGCGCCCCCGCCCCAGCUCCGCCCCGCCCCUCGCGCGGGGUCCGCGUCUGCGGCUGCGUUCCCCGAAAGACGAGGCUGCGCCCGGGUUCCGGUCCGCAGGGAGACCGAAGGGCACCGCUCCCCGCGCCGUCCGCGUCGCCCGGAGCCCGGAGUCGCGACACCCCAGGGAUGCCUGCGCCCCAGACGACCCCCCACCACAGCCCCCGCGCUUUCCCAAGGCCUGUCUGGAGCAUGUUGCCUGCAGCCAUGAAGGGCCUCGGCCUGGUGCUGCUGGCCGCCCUGCUGUGCUCUGCGCCGGCUCAGGGCCUGUGGUGCCAGGACUGCACGCUGACCACCAACUCCAGCCAUUGCACCCCGAAGCAGUGCCAGCCGUCGGACACGGUGUGUGCCAGUGUCCGGAUCACAGAUCCCAGCAGCAGCAGGAAGGAUCACUCCGUGAACAAGAUGUGUGCCUCGUCCUGUGACUUCGUGAAGCGGCACUUUUUCUCAGACUAUCUGAUGGGCUUCAUUAACUCUGGGAUCUUGAAAGUGGAUGUGGCCUGCUGUGAGAAGGACCUGUGUAACGGGGCCGCCAGGGCGGGGCGCAGCCCCUGGGCGCUGGCCGGCGGCCUCCUGCUCAGCCUGGGGCCCGCUCUCCUCUGGGCUGGGCCCUGAGGUCCCCUCCCUCCCGCAGGGCUUCUGAGCCUUUCCCGUCCCACCCGAGCCUGUGGCUGCCCUCCCCCCAGCCUGGUCUGGCUGGCGCUGGGGGCAGCCUCGGCCCCGCUCCCAGUCUCUGCCUUCGUUCUUUCCUAUCUCUGCACCAGCUCCAGGUCUCAGCCAGCAGGACCUCUCCAGGA
Molecule: messenger RNA, 913 nt
Organism: Phacochoerus africanus (Common warthog)
Lineage: Eukaryota; Metazoa; Chordata; Mammalia; Artiodactyla; Suidae
Gene: LY6H
Product: lymphocyte antigen 6 family member H
Exons: 4
Coding region: 246-731 (161 amino acids)
Biological process (GO): acetylcholine receptor signaling pathway
Cellular component (GO): plasma membrane
Molecular function (GO): acetylcholine receptor inhibitor activity; acetylcholine receptor binding
Source: RefSeq, a predicted model, not a curated record